AUGGACACAGCCUUGCUGGUGGCUUCCGCGUCACUUUCCGUCUACAUUCCAGGAUGCCGCAUGUCCAACUUGCAUCACCAACGUUCCGAGUUGAUUUCCAAAUGCAUCGCCAUUGCCUUGUGCCUUGGUUUGUUUAGUUUGACAAUCUUGGAAGCUGUUCCCGACUCACUUUUGACAUGGUUAUCAACAGAUCAUGAGACGGCAUCGGUUUGGAGUAUUGCGCAUGCUUAUUGGAUUCUACUUUGGUGUUUGGUCAUUUUGAUUUUGGUGGUUUUGCCUUCCUUGAUGGGGAUUUCACUGGCAUAUACGUUGUCUACUUCCUUCCGCUACUAUUUCUUUACUACUGCUAGUAGUACUGGUGGUGGAGAGAAAGAUCCUUUUGGAUUGGAUCGAUGUUGUCCUUGGUGGCUCAAGCUGAUAUUGCACAUGAUCAAGGGUAUUUUCAGAAGAUUUUUUCGAUUGCUGUGUCGAGGAGUUGCCACCUUUUGUCCGUCUCGCCGUCCUUCAUCCAAGAGAUCCAGCAAUGUCAUUUUACCAAUGACAAUGACAUCAAAUAACAAGAGUAGUGAAAGUCUGGCAAGUUUGACGGGGGACAACAACCGAAGCUUGCCUGUUGUCAACACUACCAUUACCACUACCACUACUGCUGCUUCUAUCGGCGCCACCCUGCUGGGUGGUUUGGGUGGAAUCCUCGUGGCACUCUUGGCCCUUCGAACCUUGGGACCCUUGGUGGUGCAACCAACAUUGGAUGAUCAUAAUGCAUUGCCCUUGGCCGUCUCGUGGCUAUGUGGCUGGGGUCUAUUAGUCUCUUCCAUUCUCAAUGGAUUUGGAAGUGUUUCCAUGCCGCAUGCAUCUUUGACGGGACUUUACUUGAAACCAGUUCCGCCGGAAGUCAUUGCCAAGUUGCAAGCCGAACGAGAAAGCGUCAGACAAACAUUGGAAUCCAAGCGUCAGAGCCUGAAGGAAGUCAAUGUGACAAUCCCGUCGGCCACCUCCUCUGGAAAUGUCUUUUCGCCAAAGACCACCAAAACCACCUUUUCCAACAUGGGCGACGAACUUUCCAAUCGUCGCAACAUUUUGCAAACCGAGAUUGACUUUUUGGAAAAUUUGUGCCACGAAAUGGCCGAGGACAUUGACGAACUGAAAUAUACACAAAUACAGGCUGCAGCGGCCCGGACCACCAUGGGUCGCAUCCGAUUUUCGGUGGGGGUCGUCUUUUCCAUUAUUUUGUUGAUUCGGUUAUUCUCGGCGGCGCUCAAUAUUUGGAGGAGUUACACUCAGAAUAUGGACCGCCAAAAACAUUCGCAACCCGAUUUGGUGACCUCCAUUCUUGCCUUAUUAUUGGGUCACAACCUCGUGUCUUCGGAAAAGAUUACCAUGUUGUCUCAAGUGAUUUCACUGGCAUUAACAGCCUUUCUGUCCUUCAGUCAAGUUCGGACAUUUGUCAAGACAAUGCAUGUAGUGAAUCGCAAACUGAAUGGAUUCUGUUCCAAUGUUGUGUGUAGUACCAACCGACGAACAACAAAGCAACAACAACUAGAGGAACAAAAGAGCAGGAGUCAUCAUGCUGAACAAAAUGGUGCCUUGUCAUUAUAUGGGGGAGCCAUGGGGUACUUGGCGAUUCUAACUGGAUGUUGUUAUACCUUGACAUGUAUUGUUUCAAUCAAGACCAUGUUGCCCGAUGAGUAUUGCGUUGGGUUCGCCAAGGCCUUGGGAGGGUCCAUGGACGUAUUUACCAUUCAUACAGCAAUGGUCAAUGAGGUCUUUGCCACUUCGGCUGCCAUCAGUGCGUCCGUUUUGGGUGUCUUGUUUGGGAUUCAGCGGGACAAUAACUUUCGGCAUACUUCGACAUCGACGUCGUCGUCGUCGUCAAAAGCCAUUACCAUGAAUGGGACGUCCAGCACGACGUCCAGCACCAACAAGUAUCGGGGUGCGGAAGCUUGCUAA
Messenger RNA from Cylindrotheca closterium, 1947 nucleotides. The record is from the annotation of a GenBank genome assembly. NCBI's taxonomy places the organism in Eukaryota, Bacillariophyta, Bacillariophyceae, Bacillariales, Bacillariaceae.